UUUAGUCGUCUCGGCGAGCCAUUGUAUAAAAAUAGUUAAAACACAUAUUUUUCUUCUUUUUAUAAUUGUAAAAUUAAAUUAAAAAAAAAAAAAAAAAAAAACUUAUCCUCUAAAUAAUAAUAGUACUAUACUUAAUCAUUAUAAUGGAAGUUCAAACGGUCGAAAAGAAACCCAAUACCGGAAAACAAACAGUGACGGCGACUGAAGAGACGUCUUCAGUGGCUGAACGCACUAAAGAGGUGACCAAAGACACGGCCAACUCGCAUCUGGAGCAGAAAGCCAAGAGCGUGCAGUCAGAGGAAUCGACCAAGUCGGUGUCCGAGACCGUAGAGAAGCUGGCCAACGGCGGCGUGAAAAAGAAGACGGUCAUGUCAUCGUCGCAACAGUUCUCGUCCGAGGAAUCGUUCGAGGAGAGCUGGUCGUCCACCGGGCCUGCCAUCACCACUACCGUGACCAAGCAAAUCGAACAAUAAUAUACUAAAUAUUAUGUUUUAUUAUCAUUUAUCCACGUGUAUUUUUAACAAUAUUUCACGACGAUGAUUUACGGUACGAUACCGUGUGUGACGAUGUAAUAUUAUAAUAUAUUAUGUUGUACCUAUAAUAAUGUGGUAAUGAUAAAUAGAUCGCGCGGAUAAAAGUGACGAUCAAUAAUAUAUUAAUUAUACAUCAUUAUUGUUCAUAAUAUCAUAAUAUUAUAUUAUACGCGCGGUGUACUGCUUGUCAUUGUAUCGCUAACUGUCUGUUUAUAAAUUUAUAAUAUUGAUAAUGUACGUAAUAUGUAAUUUUUUUCUGUUUGUUUUCAACGCACACAAUCAUUUUAACCGGACAUUAUACAAUACGGUAUUAUACUAUUGUCAUAUAAUAUAAGUACAGAUAUUUAUUCGA
Molecule: messenger RNA, 885 nt
Organism: Rhopalosiphum padi (bird cherry-oat aphid)
Lineage: Eukaryota; Metazoa; Arthropoda; Insecta; Hemiptera; Aphididae
Exons: 2
Coding region: 144-473 (109 amino acids)
Source: RefSeq, a predicted model, not a curated record